Molecule: messenger RNA, 2599 nt
Organism: Mus pahari (shrew mouse)
Lineage: Eukaryota; Metazoa; Chordata; Mammalia; Rodentia; Muridae
Gene: Fubp1
Product: far upstream element binding protein 1
Exons: 20
Coding region: 135-2102 (655 amino acids)
Biological process (GO): regulation of DNA-templated transcription
Cellular component (GO): cytoplasm; nucleus
Molecular function (GO): mRNA binding
Source: RefSeq, a predicted model, not a curated record
UCCGCCCCUUUACGGCACGAUGGUCGUGCAAGAAUGUGAUAGAGCCUCGACGGCCGCCAUCUUCUUCCUUUCUUAGCAGUUAGCCGAGAGCGGCGCCUCCGCGAGGAAACGGUAGCGUGUGCUGUAGCGUGGGUAUGGCCGACUACUCCACAGUGCCUCCGCCGUCGUCUGGCUCGGCUGGCGGCGGCGGCGGCGGCGGAGUCGUUAACGACGCUUUCAAAGAUGCCCUGCAGAGAGCGCGGCAGAUUGCAGCAAAAAUUGGGGGUGAUGCUGGUACAUCAUUGAAUUCAAAUGACUAUGGUUAUGGGGGACAAAAGAGACCCUUAGAAGAUGGAGAUCAGCCAGAUGCUAAGAAAGUACCUCCCCAAAAUGACUCUUUUGGAGCACAGUUACCUCCAAUGCAUCAGCAGCAAAGCAGAUCUGUAAUGACAGAAGAAUACAAAGUUCCAGAUGGAAUGGUUGGAUUUAUAAUUGGCAGAGGAGGUGAACAGAUCUCACGCAUACAGCAGGAAUCUGGAUGCAAAAUACAGAUAGCACCUGAUAGUGGUGGCCUACCAGAAAGGUCUUGUAUGCUAACUGGAACACCUGAAUCUGUCCAAUCAGCAAAAAGAUUAUUGGACCAGAUUGUUGAAAAGGGAAGACCAGCCCCUGGCUUUCAUCAUGGUGAUGGACCUGGAAAUGCAGUUCAGGAAAUCAUGAUUCCAGCCAGCAAAGCAGGACUGGUUAUUGGAAAGGGGGGAGAGACGAUUAAACAGCUUCAGGAACGGGCUGGUGUUAAAAUGGUUAUGAUUCAAGAUGGGCCUCAAAACACUGGUGCUGAUAAACCUCUUAGGAUUACUGGUGAUCCAUACAAAGUUCAGCAAGCCAAGGAAAUGGUAUUAGAAUUAAUUCGUGAUCAAGGUGGUUUCAGAGAAGUGCGGAAUGAGUAUGGCUCAAGAAUAGGAGGAAAUGAAGGGAUAGAUGUCCCAAUUCCAAGAUUUGCUGUUGGCAUUGUAAUAGGAAGAAAUGGAGAAAUGAUUAAAAAAAUACAAAAUGAUGCUGGUGUUCGAAUUCAGUUUAAGCCAGAUGAUGGAACAACACCUGAUAGAAUAGCGCAGAUUACAGGACCUCCAGACAGAUGUCAGCAUGCUGCAGAAAUAAUCACAGACCUUCUACGAAGUGUUCAGGCUGGCAAUCCUGGUGGACCUGGACCUGGAGGUCGAGGACGAGGUAGAGGUCAAGGAAACUGGAAUAUGGGACCACCUGGUGGACUCCAGGAAUUUAAUUUCAUUGUGCCAACUGGGAAAACUGGAUUGAUAAUUGGAAAAGGAGGUGAAACCAUAAAAAGCAUAAGCCAACAGUCUGGUGCAAGAAUAGAACUUCAGAGAAAUCCUCCACCUAAUGCAGAUCCCAAUAUGAAGUUAUUUACAAUUCGGGGCACUCCACAGCAAAUAGACUAUGCUCGGCAACUCAUAGAGGAGAAGAUUGGGGGCCCAGUAAAUCCUUUAGGGCCACCUGUACCCCAUGGGCCCCAUGGGGUUCCAGGUCCUCAUGGGCCUCCUGGACCUCCAGGGCCAGGAACUCCAAUGGGACCAUACAACCCUGCACCUUACAAUCCUGGACCACCUGGCCCAGCUCCUCACGGUCCUCCAGCCCCAUAUGCUCCCCAGGGAUGGGGAAAUGCGUAUCCACAUUGGCAGCAACAGGCUCCUCCUGACCCAGCCAAGGCAGGAACAGAUCCAAACUCUGCAGCUUGGGCUGCUUACUAUGCUCACUAUUACCAACAGCAGGCACAGCCCCCACCUGCAGCUCCUGCUGGGGCACCAGCUACAACCCAAACCAAUGGACAAGGUAACUACGGAGAUCAGCAGAAUCCAGCUCCAGCUGGACAGGUUGAUUAUACAAAGGCUUGGGAAGAGUACUACAAGAAAAUGGGUCAAGCAGUUCCUGCUCCUACUGGGGCCCCACCAGGUGGUCAACCAGAUUAUAGUGCAGCCUGGGCGGAGUACUAUAGACAGCAAGCAGCAUAUUAUGCCCAGACAAGUCCCCAGGGGAUGCCACAGCAUCCUCCAGCACCUCAGGGAUUUGCAAAUCAUGCAAGAAGCCACCAUCAUUUAUAUUAACCAGUUUUUCUUUCUUAAAGGAUUCACUCCUGAAUUAGCUCCAUUUAAAGGAUUUUCUUUAACUUUUUGUGUAUCUCUUAUGUAUCUCUUCUGCACAGGGCCAAUAAUAAGAAGUGGACAAUACAGUAUUUGCUUCAUUGUGUGGGGGAAAAAACCUUUGUUAAAUAUAUGGAUGCAGACGACUUGAUGAAGAUCUUAAUUUUGUUUUUGGUUUAAAGUAGUGUUUUUUUCCCCCUCUUUUUUUUUUUUUAUUUUGAAAAUGUACAAAAUAUCUAUCACUACUGAUAGGAGGUUAAUAUUUCUGUGUAGAAAUGAAAAUUGGUUUGUUUUUAGUCUUUAGUGUAGAUGUACACAUUCCAGCAAAUGUAUUUGCAACUAUUAUGUGGUCGAUGCUUUGUGAUAUAAAUGUACUUUUUCAAUGUAUACUUUCACUUUUAAAAUGCCUGUUUUGUGCUUUACAAUAAAUGAUAUGAAACCUCCUGUGUCGGUAAGUUGGA